This is a messenger RNA of Annulohypoxylon truncatum, 1439 nucleotides long. RefSeq lists its product as uncharacterized. Gene Ontology annotation, biological process: translation. The record is from RefSeq and is a predicted model, not a curated record. Bases 437 to 718 code for a protein of 93 amino acids. The transcript has a single exon. Lineage: Eukaryota; Fungi; Ascomycota; Sordariomycetes; Xylariales; Hypoxylaceae. Gene Ontology annotation, molecular function: structural constituent of ribosome. Gene Ontology annotation, cellular component: mitochondrion; large ribosomal subunit.
CCGUAGAAAGUCGAAUCCGUAGACGAAGUCAAGUAAAUCUACAACACUUAGGCGGCCCCUAACACGCUUGAGUAGCCCUUUAAUAGGACGUGGUAUGUAAUUUUCCUAGCAGGCCGUCUAUGAUGCCUCCAAUUGUUUCUCCCCGAGUGCUGUGAGACCAGCUGUUUAGCACUCGUCACGAUCGCAAAGUUGGCAGUGCCUUGACUAACGAAUUGCGCCUAGUCAAGUAAGACGUUACAUGUAGAAGUCAACGGGACGACACUACUCACCCUACCAUAUCAGACGGGUAGUCUAUCUAGCAUUGCCGUCGAGCGGACAGUCAUCUUCUCGCCCGCCCGCCUACGAAACCGACCCCCAAACUCUUCAACCCCGCGUCCAUCGAACCAUAACACACAUACUCAUACACACGAAAGUCAAAAAGGGAAGAAGAAAAAUAAUGUCAUACUUCCGCAUAACCCUCCACCGCUCGGCCAUCGGGCUGCCGAAAAGGACGAACGGCGUGCUGGCGGCGCUCGGGCUGCGCAAGCGCGACCAGACGGUCUUCCACCCGGUCUCGCCGCAGUCGGCGGGUAUGAUUCUGAAGGUCAAGGAGCUGGUCAAGGUCACGGAGGUGGACCGCGCGCUGACGCCGAAGGAGAUGCGGGAUGAGCGGCGCAGCGUGCCUGGGUACUGGAUCGAGAGGGCGGUGCCUAGGGUAGGUGAGAGGGUGAGUGGUUGAUGGUAUGGAUGGGAUGAAGGUGGGGUGGAGGGGUGGAGGGGCUUUGGCUUGCUGUCGAGACGAUGGGCCUGGUAUCGUGAUGGCAGAGGUUGUGAGAUGGACACAUGGUUGGGCGUGGCCUAGGGAUUGCAAGAUUUGCGAUCGGAGACCCGUCUAAUACCGCCAUCCAUCGACUUGUCUAGGAGAGCUCCUUGGCAUCCAGGCUGGCAUAUGAAGCCCCUUCCAAGUUCAUAUAAUGUGCAGUUGAUGCACAUUCAACAUUGUAAAAUAUCAGCCUGAGUCCAUAUCUCUUGCCUGCCCAGCAACAAGCUGUUUGGCGUAGAUACUGGGUACUCUCCGGUUGAAAUCAACAUGAAUAAAUCAAAGUACUACAUUCAAACAAGCACUUCCGAGAUCGUUUACGAAGAGUUUAUGGUAUGCCUCCGAUACUAGUUCCCUAAAGGUUCGUAGGGACUUGGCUUACUGAAUGCUACCUUUACCUCGCCGGACGGCCUUAGUAGAUUAGUCAUUAUUGCAAACUACUAGUGCUAAAUCUAAGGAAAUGGGGUACUGAGUUGCUUUAUUCACGACUACCUUUGAUGAGGUAGGUAGGUAAACCUGAUACACACCUAUACUCGCAAUUCAAUAGAACACAUGAUGCUACUAGCUAGAUUUUCUUUCUUAUUUACUUUACGUUUUGAUGAGUCGCUAGAUAUAGUUAUCCAUGUUUAAAAAUUAGCCA